AUGUACAGCACCAUUGAGAAGGAAUGCUUGGCAAUCCGAUGGGCUGUCCUCACCCUCCGCUAUUAUCUCCUUGGUCGGGAGUUCACCCUCUGUUCGGACCACGCGCCCCUGCAGUGGCUCCACCGCAUGAAGGAUACCAACGCGCGGAUCACCCGUUGGUAUCUGGCAUUACAACCCUUUAAGUUCAAGGUGGUCCACAGGCCAGGUGCACAGAUGGCGGUAGCCGACUUCCUCUCCAGAAAUGACCGCCAUGACCGGCCUGAGUCGGGCGGUGGGGAAAAACCCAAACAGAAUGAUUUAAAGAAAAGAAGGGCCAAGAAAUCUUUCACCUGCACUCAGUGUGGAAAGAGUUUGACAAACAAACGUCAUCUUGAUGUUCACAUGAGAGUUCAUACUGGAGAGAAACCAUUCACUUGUGAUCAGUGCGGAAAGAGUUUCACACGAUCAUCAACCCUCAAAGGACACAUGAACAUUCACACUGGAGAGAAACCUUUCACCUGCACUCAGUGUGGAAAGAGUUUCACAUACAAACAUAUUCUUGAGCUUCACAUGAGAGUUCAUACUGGAGAGAAACCAUUCACUUGUGAUCAGUGCGGGAAGAGUUUCACACAAUCAUCAACCCUUAAGGAUCACAUGGACAUCCACACCGGAGAGAAGCGGCACGCAUGUGAUCAGUGCGGGAAAACAUUUUUGUGGGCUUCAGUCCUGAAGAAACACCUGAAAGUUCAUACAAAGGAGAAGCCGCAUUCAUGUCAUUUGUGUGGAAAGAGUUUUUCACGUCUACAAAGUUUGAAAAGACAUCAGAAAAUACAUACUGGUGUGAGAGAGUACAUGUGCUUUGAGUGUGGGAAGACUUUUACUUCAGCGGCCGGUUUAAAAAAGCACCAGAGGAUUCACACUGGAGAAAAACCUUACAAGUGUUCACACUGUGACAAGAGAUUCAUUCAGUCAGGAGCCCUGACAACACACAAGAUGAUCCACACUGGAGAUAAACCGCACACAUGUGAUCAGUGCGGGAAGAGAUUCUCACUAAAAUCAAACCUUACAGACCACAUGAGAGUUCAUACUGGAGAGAAACCAUUCACUUGUGAUCAGUGCGGAAAGAGUUUCUCAUACUCAUCAGUCCUUAAGGUACACAUGGACAUCCACACUAGAGAGAAACCGUACACAUGUGAUCAAUGUGACAAAACAUUUUUGAGAGCUUCAUACCUGAAGAUACACCAGAGAGUUCAUACAAAGGAGAAGCCACAUUCAUGUCAUUUGUGUGGAAAGUGUUUUUCACGUCCAGCACAUUGUGAGAAGACUUUUACUACAGCGAGCAGUUUAAAACUGCAUGAGAGGAUCCACACUGGAGAGAAACCUUACAAGUGUUCACACUGUGACAAGAGAUUCAGAGAUUCAGGACAACUGAAAACACAUGAGAGGAUUCACACUGGAGAGAAACCUUACAAGUGUUCACACUGUGACGAGAGAUUCAGUCAGUUAGGAAAUAUGAAAAAACAUGAGAGGAUCCACACUGGAGAGAAACCUUACAAGUGUUCACACUGUGACAAGAGAUUCAGUCAUUCAGCAAAUCUGAAAACACACGAGAGGAUCCACACUGGAGAGAAACCUUACAAGUGUUCACACUGUGACAAGAGAUUCAGUCAUUCAGCAAAUCUGAAAACACACGAGAGGAUCCACACUGGAGAGAAACCUUACAAGUGUUCACACUGUGACAAGAGAUUCAGUCAUUCAGCAAAUCUGAAAACACACGAGAGGAUCCACACUGGAGCUGCAUGUGGGAAGUGUUUCACUGAUUCAUAUUCUCUACACAGUCAUACAAAAAACUAUCACAGUAAGUAGAUCAUCUUCAGAUCCAGCACUUUCAGGUCUGAUGCUGUGUUCUCACCAAAUGUGACACAAUAAUGCAUCGAGCAGUGAAAUAUCAACUGGAUAAAUCUGUCAUUACAAGUGACAAGACAAAGAAACAAUAUCUAAAGUUGAAUAAAGUUCAUCUUCAUCUUCAAAACCAGCAGAUUUAACUGAGAUUCAGAUCAACUCAAAGAUGGAGUUUCUCCCCAAAGAACAAUGUCCAAAGGUUUUAUUCCUGUAUAUCAUUUUGCUUCAUGAUAUAUCAUUGUGCUUUCUUAUGGGUUUCAUAUUAUGUUCAUUCGUUUCAUAAGCAGGAUUGUAAGAAUAUUAAAACCUUACCGAUACCCAUCCCUACUUGUAAGUCAGUAGGAGAGAGAGAUCC
Sinocyclocheilus anshuiensis is the source of this 2236-nucleotide messenger RNA. Its product is annotated as gastrula zinc finger protein XlCGF57.1-like. Bases 1 to 1845 code for a protein of 614 amino acids. The record is from RefSeq and is a predicted model, not a curated record. NCBI's taxonomy places the organism in Eukaryota, Metazoa, Chordata, Actinopteri, Cypriniformes, Cyprinidae. The transcript has 4 exons.